Procambarus clarkii (red swamp crayfish) is the source of this 982-nucleotide messenger RNA. RefSeq lists its product as uncharacterized. NCBI's taxonomy places the organism in Eukaryota, Metazoa, Arthropoda, Malacostraca, Decapoda, Cambaridae. Gene Ontology annotation, cellular component: extracellular region. Gene Ontology annotation, molecular function: peptidase inhibitor activity. The record is from RefSeq and is a predicted model, not a curated record.
ACGGGUCGAGGGUCGAGGCUCAGUCCUCGCCUCGCCCAGAACAGUGUCUGUGUAUCCCUCCAUCCACGUGAAGCUGACUCUCUCUCUCUCCACCACUCAUCCUGCACGUGAAGCUCUCUCCCUCCCUCAUCCUGCACGUGAAGCUGUCUCUCUCCCUCACUAAUCUUGCACGUGAAGCUCAUUUUCUCUCACUCUACCUACUUGCAACUGUCUCAGCAUGAUGCAACAAGAGGUGAUGCAAGUGUUGGUGUUGGCAGCAACUGUGGUGGUAAUGACAAGUGGCUCCUGCCAGUACUGGUGCAAGACCCCGCCCCCACUGAACGCAGUCUACUGCUGUAGUCUGGCAGAUCGCGUUUACCCUGAACCUCAAUUGCGUCCAGGUAGCUGUCCUCCAGCCCGCAAGGAAUGUCCCAGGAGCCAAAUUCCUGAGGUAUGUCCCCACGAUGGUGCCUGCCCACAAAAACAGAAAUGUUGCUGGGACACCUGUCUUGAGCUCCACACUUGUAAGCCCAUUCAUCAACUUCCUGUGGAGCUUCCUAGCGUUCCUAAAGUGCCUGUGCCACCAAAGGCACAAGAACAAAAAUUCCCCGACGUGUCCCAGCAUGCUCGGAUCAAUACCAGUGCUUUUAAUAAGACUGCCAAGCCAUAAGAGGCUCAAUUCAAUGGGUGAUGUAACAGUAUACAAAGAGAAAUAUCAGUUUCUAAUUCUACCAUGUGCAUUUAACCAAAAAUUCAUUUUUAAACAACAAUAUGAAUUGUACUUGUUGUUCCUGUUUUAGUUUACACAAAUUUGUAAAGUGUCUCAGACAACUUUGCCUGUUCAAAAUAUGUUUGUAGAACAUUUCAUUUUGAAAGUGCUUCCAUACAGGCUUAUCUUUUCCCUGGUCUUAUACAAAACUUACUGUUAUUUCUCAUGGUACUUUUAAAACUGUAACUUUCUUUUAUUUACUAAACAUAUGUACACUAUAAAUUUAAAAACAGA